CCGCCGCCUCCUCUCUGUCCCCUCGCGUCCCUGGGAGUGUGGACUGGGCUGUCCGGGGGGCUUCCACGAACCUGACCUCUCCUCCCGGAGAAAAAAGAAAAAGUCGGGGGCAGCCCCUGGAGCGCGCGGAGAACUCCGAUCCCCCCCAACGGGGCAACUCAGGCUGCGGACCAGCCCGGGCGGGGCCCCGGUGCGUCGUGCCUGUCGCCGCUCGUGUCCGGAACGGCGGCCCGGCCGUCCGCUCGGCGCCCCGGGGACCCCCACCCCGAGCCGGAGCGGCUCCCUUGCCGUCGCGGGACCUGGCCGCGGCCUGCAGCGCCCGAACCCCGGGGAAUGCAGUGGCCCCCGGCCCCUGGCGCCUCCCCGUGCCUGGCCUGGGCCUCCUCGCUCGCCUGCUCCGCGGCCACGACGCUCCUGAGCCGCGCCGGCCGGGCCCCCCUCAUGGCGGCCAAGUGGUUCAAGGAGUUUCCUCUGAACCUGAAGACCGUGUCCGAGCGCGCCAGGCCCGGCGGCGCGGGCAGCGCCAAGCUGCGCAAGAACUCGGAGGCGGGCGGUGCGGGGCCCGCGGCGGGCAAGGGCCGCAAGAACUCGGCGGCCGAGCUGGGGGCCGGCCGGCCGGGCGGCGCGCCCCCCAAGGACAGCCGGCUGUCCCGGGACAGCCUGCAGGGGCUGAUCCAGGCCGCCGCGGGCAAGGGCCGCAAGAACUCGCGGGCCACGGACGACGAGCCCCACCGGGGCGCCAGUAAGAGCUCGGGCUGCAGCACCUACAUCAACAGGCUCAUUAAGGUGGACACGCAGGAGAAGGGCGCCAAGGGCGCGUACCCGGGCGGCGCGGGUGGCAGCACCAGUAGCAGCAGCAGCUGCUCUUCCUCGGCGUCCUCUUCCCCAUCCUCCCUGGGCCCUGACCUGGACAAGGGCAAGGCUGUGAAGCAGCAAGACACGGUCAUCAUCCUGGAAGACUAUGCAGACCCUUACGAUGCCAAGCGAACCAAAGGCCAGAGGGACGCCGAGAGAGUUGGUGAGAAUGAUGGCUACAUGGAGCCAUAUGACGCGCAGCAGAUGAUAACAGAAAUUCGCCGUCGUGGCUCCAAAGAUCCCCUGGUGAAGGCCCUUCAGCUGCUGGACGGCCCGUGCGAGCCAGGGGAGCAGGGCCCGAAGGGGGACACGCUGGCCCGGAGGAGGGGCUCCAAGGAGCUGCUGGGGAAGGCCCCCCAGCUGUACGACACGCCCUAUGAGCCCACGGACGGGGCUGCCCCCAGGGCCGAGGGCAAGGCCAGGGCCCCCGACAGCCAUGGCCGGCUGCCUGAGAACGACGGGAGGCCUGCAGCCGAGUACGAGCAGCCCUGGGAGUGGAAGAAGGAGCAGAUCGCCCGGGCACUGUCGGUUCAGUUUGAAGGCGCAGAGCGGCCGUGCGCCAAGGAGGAGACGGGGAGGCAGCAUCUCCGCCAGAAGAGCUGGACCCAGAAGAUCCUGAAGCCAGCGCUGCCCGACCACAGCGAGGGGGAGAGAGUGGACCCCUCCUUGCCCCUGGAGAAGCAGCCCUGGUACCAUGGGGCCAUCAGCCGAGCGGAGGCCGAGAGCCUGCUCCAGCCCUGCAGGGAAGCUGGGUACCUGGUUCGGAACAGCGAGUCGGGGAACAGUCGGUACUCCAUUGCGCUGAAGACAAGUCAAGGAUGUGUCCACAUCAUCGUGGCCCAGACCAAGGACAACAAAUACACCCUGAAUCAGACCAGCGCCGUCUUUGCCAGCAUCCCGGAAGUGGUACACUACUAUUCCAACGAGAAGCUGCCCUUCAAGGGGGCGGAGCACAUGACUCUUCUCUACCCAGUGCACAGCAAAGUGCACUAGGGGUCAGUCCCAGGGAGCCGCUCAGGGCAAGGUGGCUGCACCCAGGCAUUGCACCUGCGGAUGGAGGACAAAGGCUGGGAACACGCCUCCG
Molecule: messenger RNA, 1939 nt
Organism: Sorex fumeus (smoky shrew)
Lineage: Eukaryota; Metazoa; Chordata; Mammalia; Eulipotyphla; Soricidae
Gene: SHE
Product: Src homology 2 domain containing E
Exons: 6
Coding region: 334-1848 (504 amino acids)
Molecular function (GO): phosphotyrosine residue binding
Source: RefSeq, a predicted model, not a curated record